This is a messenger RNA of Rubroshorea leprosula, 523 nucleotides long. The record is from the annotation of a GenBank genome assembly. Lineage: Eukaryota; Viridiplantae; Streptophyta; Magnoliopsida; Malvales; Dipterocarpaceae.
AAGUUGAGGGACUAAAAAUGUAUAGAUUUAUAUAAACUUAAUGAAUUAAUUGAUAGAAGACUAAAAAAGUGCAUUUUUCAUAGUUAAAGGACCAAAAAAGUAAAAAAAAAAGUUAAGGGAUGAAAAUUAUGUAAAAUCUUAAAGUUAAGGGACGAAAUUGACAUUUAACCAAAUAAUAACUCAUUACUUCAUCUUCAUUUAUAAUAUCAAGAAUAGAAAUGUAGGGACAUAGAUGUCCACCAUCAUGAUCAAGAAUUCUAUGAACUUUGAUGAAUCAUUUUUGUGGUCCAUUGAAACUGGACAGAGCACAAAACAAGCAUGGACAAAGCUAGUUUUGAAACUGGCCCUUCAAGCUCUUGGUUCUAUGUUUGACAGGGCAAGUAACUAGUGUCUCGGCCUAAAUGGUGCCACCCUUGCGUUGCAUGUAGUUUUAAGAUAUUUCAAAUGAGGUUCUGGUCAUGUAUACAGGCAAUUGAAUUAAAGCCUGGAGGUGGGUGUAAGUUAAUAACUUCAGUUCUAGACU